Nicotiana attenuata is the source of this 2011-nucleotide messenger RNA. RefSeq names its product lysine histidine transporter-like 8. The record is from RefSeq and is a predicted model, not a curated record. The coding region runs from base 90 to 1799 and encodes 569 amino acids. Gene Ontology annotation, cellular component: plasma membrane. The transcript is spliced from 5 exons. Lineage: Eukaryota; Viridiplantae; Streptophyta; Magnoliopsida; Solanales; Solanaceae.
CUUAUAUAUAUAAGUCGAUCCUCAUUUCACAUUCCCCAUGCAUUUUAAGCAUACACAAACUUGAGAAGAAAAAGAGUACUAAUAUUAUCAUGAGUAGAGAGACGAUGGCUGAUGUUGAUGAAGCUAGCUCGUUACCGAUAACGCCACGGACGGUAACGGUAGCUCCAACGUUUCAUUUUGAUGAUCAGUUUGGCUCUUUACCCAUAACUCCACGGACGGCGUCACUAACUCAAACGCCGUCCGUAGUAUCUUUACCGGUAACACCACGGACGGCGUCAGUAGCACCAACGCCGUCCAUAGUAUCGUUACCUCCUUCACAAUUUCACUCUCCAUCUCUUUCUCGAUCACCGUUACUUAACGUGGGAGAUCAUGCUGCAAAUCGAACCAGUAAAACCCCAAGAUCACGAGGAUUAACGCCGCGUUUCAUCACUCCUUUGGGAAGUCCUCUUAGAAAGGCACUUAAAAUGACAAGAUUAGACCCACAGGAUGCUUGGCUUCCCAUCACUGAGUCACGAAAUGGAAACGCAUACUACGCUGCGUUUCAUACACUUUGCUCUGGGAUUGGUAUCCAAGCCCUUGUCUUACCUGUUGCCUUUACCAUACUUGGCUGGGCUUGGGGUAUCAUUAGCUUAACGGUAGCAUUUGUAUGGCAGCUCUACACACUCUAUUUAAUGGUUCAACUUCAUGAAAACUAUGAAACAGGAAUGCGUUACAGCAGAUACCUGCAACUGGCAUGCGCAACAUUCGGUGACAACUUAGGCAAACUAUGUGCAGCGUUUCCUAUCGGAUAUCUCUCAGCGGGUACAUGUUGUGCGCUGAUUAUAAUAGGAGGUUCAACAGCAAAGCUGUUAUAUCAGACUUUAUGCGGAGCAACAUGUAGUAAUCCAAAGCCAUUAACAACGGUGGAAUGGUACUUGGUUUUCACUUGUGUUGCAGUGGUUUUAGCACAGUUACCAAACUUGAAUUCUAUAGCUGGAAUUUCCUUAGUUGGUGCUGUUACGGCCGUUGGAUAUUGUACAGCAUUAUGGACAGUUUCAGUUGCUGAGGGUAGACUUCCUAAUGUGUCAUAUGAUCCAGUUAGGAAGGGAACUCAAGUUGCUAGGAUCUUUGAUCUUCUUAAUGCUCUUGGUAUUAUUGCUUUUGCUUUCAGAGGCCACAAUCUCAUACUUGAAAUUCAGGCCACAAUGCCUUCAAGUGAGAAGCACCCAUCGCGAGUACCUAUGUGGAGGGGUGUACAAUUCUCAUAUUUACUCAUAGCAAUGUGCUUAUUCCCCCUAGCAAUUGGUGGCUACUGGGCUUACGGUCAUUUGAUUCCAGCAAAUGGGAGCAUGUUAACCGCAUUGUUUGCAUUCCAUAGCCAAGACGUUUCACGAUCAGUAUUAGCUCUGAUAAGUAUUUUUGUGAUAAUAAACGCGGUGAGUUCCUUUCAAAUCUAUGGAAUGCCAAUGUUUGAUGAUAUGGAAUCAGCAUACACAACUAGGAGCAAAAAAGCAUGUCCGUGGUGGCUCCGUUCGAUAUUCCGGGCAAUUUUCGGAUUCGUGUGCUUCUUUAUAGCCGUAGCAAUUCCAUUCUUGGGUAGUUUUGCUGGGCUUAUUGGAGGAAUUGCACUGCCUGUUACUUUUGCUUAUCCAUGUUUCAUGUGGCUUAAAGUCAAGAAACCCCACAAAUAUUCUUUAAGUUGGUGGGUAAAUUGGGGACUUGGUCUCUUGGGAAUGGGCUUAAGUGGGAUCUUGGUUGCUGCUGGUUUGUAUGUUGUCAUUGACACUGGUGUUAAAAUUAGCUUCUUCAAUCCUCAGUGAGUAGUUUUCUACCAAAAAAAAAUAUAUGUGUGGAGAAAACUUUACUAGUAUGAACAUAUUUGCCAACUUGGUGAAAUAUUGAAAAGGUUGGUGGAGUAGGUUUAAGAAAGAAUUUAAUUUGUUGGUAGGUAGAUUUUUUGUAAUUCUUGAUGGAAAUUCAAAGGAAUAAGUUGGUGAUUAUUCCACAUGAACGGGUUUGAAUACUUUGCUUU